Wyeomyia smithii (pitcher-plant mosquito) is the source of this 2727-nucleotide messenger RNA. It is a transcript of the gene HDAC1, whose product is annotated as histone deacetylase HDAC1. NCBI's taxonomy places the organism in Eukaryota, Metazoa, Arthropoda, Insecta, Diptera, Culicidae. The transcript has 6 exons. The record is from RefSeq and is a predicted model, not a curated record. Gene Ontology annotation, molecular function: histone deacetylase activity. The coding region runs from base 220 to 1686 and encodes 488 amino acids.
UUCAUUGGCAGCAAGCAACGUAGGUAGCAGCAUAACUUAAACCAAAACAGCCCAAACUGUCGGUGAGUUUGGCUCGUGUGGAAAGUGUGCUUCCUCGAUUUUUGUUUUCAGUCCUAUUUAAUCACCGUAUCGGCGGUUGUGCUGAUGCUGCCUAGUGCAUCUCCGUUAUCAGUGUAGUAAACAAUCGAGUGGAAUUGUCUACUCUAGGAAAUAGCAACAAUGCAGUCACACAGCAAAAAGCGCGUCUGCUACUAUUAUGAUAGUGACAUUGGUAACUACUACUAUGGGCAAGGACAUCCGAUGAAGCCGCAUCGGAUCCGCAUGACGCACAACCUUCUGCUCAACUAUGGGCUGUACCGGAAGAUGGAGAUCUAUAGACCUCACAAGGCUACGGCCGAUGAAAUGACUAAGUUCCACUCGGACGACUACAUUCGCUUCUUGCGAUCGAUUCGACCGGAUAACAUGUCCGAAUACAACAAACAGAUGCAGAGAUUCAACGUCGGCGAGGAUUGUCCGGUGUUCGAUGGUUUGUACGAAUUCUGUCAACUUUCGGCGGGAGGCUCGGUUGCUGCUGCCGUUAAACUAAACAAACAGGCGUCGGAAAUCUGCAUCAACUGGGGCGGUGGUCUGCAUCAUGCCAAAAAGUCGGAAGCUUCUGGUUUUUGCUACGUGAACGAUAUUGUGCUCGGGAUUCUAGAACUGCUCAAGUAUCACCAGCGGGUACUGUACAUUGACAUCGAUGUACACCACGGAGACGGUGUGGAGGAGGCCUUCUACACCACCGACCGGGUAAUGACGGUCAGCUUCCACAAGUAUGGCGAGUACUUCCCCGGAACGGGUGAUCUGCGGGAUAUUGGUGCUGGUCGGGGAAAGUACUAUGCGGUGAAUAUUCCGCUGCGGGAUGGAAUGGAUGACGAAUCGUAUGAGUCGAUCUUUGUUCCAAUUAUUUCCAAGGUUAUGGAAACGUUCCAACCGUCGGCGGUGGUGCUGCAAUGCGGUGCUGACUCGCUAACCGGUGACCGACUGGGUUGCUUCAAUCUUACCGUCAAAGGUCACGGCAAGUGUGUGGAGUUCGUGAAGAAAUACAACCUACCCUUCCUGAUGGUGGGCGGCGGUGGUUACACCAUUCGAAAUGUGUCCCGCUGCUGGACGUACGAAACGUCGGUGGCGCUUGGUUCGGAAAUUGCUAACGAGCUGCCGUAUAAUGAUUACUUCGAGUAUUUCGGUCCGGAUUUCAAGCUGCACAUUUCGCCCAGCAACAUGAGCAAUCAGAACACGACCGAGUACUUGGAAAAAAUCAAGAAUAGGUUGUUCGAAAACUUACGAAUGUUGCCACAUGCGCCAGGCGUCCAGGUACAAACCAUCCCAGAGGACGCCAUUAACGAUGAAAGCGAAGACGAGGACAAGAUAGAUAAAGAUGAACGUUUACCGCAGAGUGAUAAGGACAAACGGAUAGUGCCGGAUAACGAGUUCUCCGAUUCCGAAGAUGAAGGCGAAGGAGGCCGACGAGACAGCCGAUCGUACAAGGGAGGAGCGCGGAAGCGCCCUCGUUUAGACAAGGACUCCAAAACUCCCGCCGAAGAUGUGAAGGACGAGUUGGAAGUGAAAGCUGAAACGACAGGUGAUAAAGAGGAAACAAAAGCGGGAGAGGAACCUAAGAAGGAAACCACCGCCACAGUUGCAUGAUCAGUGUUGGCCGCCUACCGGAAAUAACCCGAAGGUGCGGCAUAGUUUGCGCGCGGCAGCAAACAUACACCCGCACAUACCUGGCUCUACGAUAGGACUGAAACAGUUCAUCAAUGAAAAAAUAUGUUUGAAUGUAUGUGCGUGCGCUUGUUUGUACGUAUGGCUGAUGGCAGAGCUUUUAAUAUUUCUCUAGGAUUUAAAUCUUGUUCGAGAGCAGGGAUCAAAGAAUAACUUAUUCAGCAUUUUCCCCAGCUUGGUUUUAUAAUACAUAUAUUUUUAAUGUAAAAGCUAUGUUUUGUUUCAGCUUUUUUUUUGACUAACAAAGUAAUUGAUUUUAAUCAGACAACUUAACAAACAACUGCCAAAAAAGUUGGGAUACAUAUUAUUUAGCACAGACAAAUGUAAUGUGAAAUAGAAGACUUGUCACACCAAGACAAGUAACUAAACAUUGCUUUCUGAAACCAAGAUGUUUUUAUUCAACAAACAAUCAAAUGAAAACAAUAGGGCGAAAAGGAGAAACUGCAAAAUAAAGUAUGAUCUCAGGAAUGUAACUAAAAAGUUUCGUAUGAACUUCUACGUUUUCCCUCCGAUGCUUAAUUCGUAGCUAGUAAACUGCAACCGACUUGAGUAUCACACACAUAGAAGAUAAAUCAAUAAUUUAUUUAUUCACUUCUCGAUCAUUUUAGUUUCUACUUCUGUUCAAAUAAAAAAUAAAACUAGAGCAACCAUUGUAAAUUGUGGCAUCAAGUGUAACUAAAAAAUUCUCUUCUAAUAGUAGUAGACCCUGGUAUUUUGAAAUUAGUAUCAUAGCAAGUUCACAAAAUUUUCAAAAUAGCAUCUGCCUGCAUUAUAGAUUGUAGACUUUUAUAUAGCAAACAAAUUUAUACAAUACAAUAAUUAUUAGAGAUCGAAACAAGUUUAUGCGUAUUAGCAUUAAAUCCAACUAAAUGGAUACUAUAAAACCACAAGCAAUAAGUGCUAGUAAAAGUAUCCUAAUCAAAACCAGAUAUAGGAACAAAAUAAAAUUACUCUAUCCCAUAA